AUGAAAGCGAAUGGCCUACUUGCGGUUGCUGCGGCAAACGGAUCUUCGGACAAUUCAGGUAUUAUCACUUCUCUUACCUUAAAGUAUUACUACAAGCGAUCUGUGCCGGAGACCCAUUGCGCGAAUUCAUAUGUGGACCUCUUCCAGUUACAAGCUCCUUCUCGUAGAGCUCUGGAGGAUGCGCUAGCGUCCAAAAGGUGGCUGUGUUUGGCGGCUGUGUCCCCCGACCCCGCGCAACCCCCCGGUCGUCAGGAGUAUAUGGCCGGAUUCGUCAUGUCGGUUGUGGCCACAGUGGAAGACUUCCAUACGGACUUGAACUACUACAGCGGAGGAGCUGAACCUGGCGGCAGUAGCGGCGGUGGCGGCGGUGGCGGCAGUAGCGGCGGUGGUGUGGGUGUUCAAGCUGUUGGCUUGGAGCUGGUGGACCUGCCUUUGCGGGAGCGGGCCGUCAACAUUUGCGUCUUGGGUGUACUGCCGUCGUACCGCCAUCGUGGCCUAGCGCGCCUCAUGCUUCGACAAGUUGUGGACAGCGCCAGGACUGCAAGAACAGCCGGCGGCGAUGCCGUACUGCUGGUUUUGCCGCUGACGGAAGCUGCAGCAGCGGCGGUGAAAGUAGCCGCAGCGGCGGCGAAGGACCUGGUUGAAGCGGCGGUGGCGGCAGCAUGCAGCAGAGCUACCGUCGUUCCCGUCGCCGGUGGCAGCGAUGGCACGGUACAGAGCGGGGCGUUACCAGCAUCAAGUACUGUUGCCGCCGCCGCCGCCGCCGCGCCAGAUACUUCUUCUUCCUCGUCCACACGUACCUCCGGCACCGGAAGCCGCGACACCGGAAGCCGCUUUGUGGGCCGCGGCCCCUUCGCUGACGGAGUCACCUCCUCGUACACCAACCGCUCAACCACCUCGACAACUACCCCAACGACUAUCCCCAACGGCCCCGCAGCCGUCGCCCCAACCACAACCAGCGGUGAAGGUGGCGCUGACGGAGCCGGGGGGGCCGGGGCUGGCGGCGAUGCCACAAGCGGCCGAAAAGCCGGCGUCGGCGGCCUGUUGGGCAUCCUGGCGGCAGCGGCGGCGAGUGCCGUCGACGGCUUGACGGGGCUGCUGCCGGGCGGAGCCCGCCAGGGAGGGCGAGGCGGCGGCGGUGGCGGCGGGGCGAUUCCGACGGGUCGAGAGGUGCAGCUCGGCGGCGAGGUACUGCUGGAGGAGCGCGGUACGGACGGCGAAGUGUACUUGCGUGGGCAGGAGGGCGGGGCGGAAGGAGCUGGGGACGAAAGGGUUUGCAGCCUAGAGGACGUCGCGGCGACGGUUGCUUCUGUACCGAGCACUAGUGCCGCCGCUGCCGCCGCCGCCUUCGCCGGUGCAGUGGAUGCGGACAGGAAAGGGGAAGGCGUCAGCACUGGCGGCGGCGGCGGUGGCGGUGGGGUGACGGCGGCGGGGCUAACAGAGCAGGACGCCGCGCGUGGUGACGGCGGGGCGGGGCAACAGGAAUCUCAAGAACAGGAACAGCAACAGCAACAACUACAACAGGAUCAGCAACAGGAUCAUCAUCAUCAUCAGCAGCAGCAGCAGGCCACCACUACGUGCCGUGUAUUAGGGGGCCCCGCUGGGUUGAAUAGCGGCACGAGGAGGAUGUGGUUGGCGGUGCCGCCGCAGGGACCAGCGUCAGCCGGGACAGGGGCGUGGCCCGCAGUUGUGUGUGGUGGCAGGGGUGCGGCAGGGGCGCGCGCGGGCGGGGGCAGCCUUGUUUGGGGGCCCUUCGGAGCGCGAGGUGGGCAGCGGGAGCAGCAGGGGCGAGGGGAGCGGCGGCGACUGUUCGCGGUGCGAGCCGGGGCCGCUGCUGGGUUCGGGCGGCUGAGGGUGGCAAGGGGAUCGGCAGGUUUGGGAGCUGCGCAAAGACGCGGCGGCUUGCUGCGGGUAGUGCUGUAG
Molecule: messenger RNA, 1923 nt
Organism: Volvox carteri f. nagariensis
Lineage: Eukaryota; Viridiplantae; Chlorophyta; Chlorophyceae; Chlamydomonadales; Volvocaceae
Exons: 8
Coding region: 1-1923 (640 amino acids)
Source: RefSeq, a predicted model, not a curated record